Messenger RNA from Varanus komodoensis (Komodo dragon), 456 nucleotides. RefSeq names its product hypocretin neuropeptide precursor (gene HCRT). The record is from RefSeq and is a predicted model, not a curated record. Gene Ontology annotation, biological process: neuropeptide signaling pathway; feeding behavior. Bases 1 to 456 code for a protein of 151 amino acids. Lineage: Eukaryota; Metazoa; Chordata; Lepidosauria; Squamata; Varanidae. The transcript is spliced from 2 exons.
AUGGAGAGACACAACUGUCAGAUCCAGAGAGCUGCCGUUGUAUUCUUGCUUUUCUUGCUGUGCUCCUUCGCCACGGCCAAGCAAGUUGUGCCGGACUGUUGCCGCCAGAAGAGCUGCUCAUGCCGCAUUUUUGACCUGCUGCAUGGGAUGGGCAACCACGCCGCGGGCAUCCUGACCGUCGGCAAGCGUGGCAGCACCGCAUCCACCAAAGCCUUCCAGAGCCGGCUCUACCACCUCCUGCACAGCCUGGACAACCAGGCUGCUGGGAUCCUCACCAUGGGCAGGAGGGCAAGCAAGCCGGCCUUGGAGCAUGAGAAGAAAGCGCAGGGCAGCCCCCAGCUAAUGACAGUGCCGCCUGCUGCCGGGCUGGGCCUGGCCAGCAGUUGCCUGGCCCCACUGGAAACGGGCUUGCUAUCCGGUCCAAAGACGGGUGCUUCUGCAGAUGCCAUUUUCUGA